AUGGCCUCCUCUGAAGAUUCAAGCAAGAGUCUGUCUAUAUAUAUCUUUGGCCGAGAUUAUGUAUCAUGGCCACGAGGAGUCGCUGCAUUAGAUAUAAUAAAUACAUUUGAACGUAAACACAAAAUACUAGGCAUUAUCGGAGCAAUCGAUUGUACACACAUUCCCAUUAAAAAACCACAAAAGCAUGGAGAAGAUUACUUUAAUCGCAAGCAACGUUAUAGUAUCGUUCUCCAAGCUGUUGUGGAUGCCAAUAAAAAAUUUAUUGAAGUUACUUGCGGAGAACCUGGAUCUUUGCAUGAUUACAGAGUUUUGAGAAGGUCAAAGCUAUAUAGAAUGGCACAAUCAAGAUACGAAGAAAUAUUUCCAAACUCGACAUUUAUUAUUGGAGAUUCUGAUUACCCUUCUACAAACUGGAUUGUGUCACCUUACAAAAAUUAUGGGAAUUUAACCGAUAGCCAAAAAAAAUUUAAUGAAAAACACUCAUCUGCUCGUAUUGUAGUUGAGAACGCUUUUGGUUUACUAAAAACUCGUUUUCGAAGAUUAUUAAAAUUUACGAAGCAGACAAAUUUGGCUGCAAUAACAAAUAUAGUUGUAAGCGUUUGUAUUUUACAUAAUAUUUGUAUUAUAAAGGAUGAUUUGUUCGAGAAUGCUGAAUCAAAUAGUCAUAAUGAAAGCAAUGACGAACAGCAAGCGGAUGAAGAGCAUGAAUUAGAUCAUGUUCAUUCAUAG
Molecule: messenger RNA, 729 nt
Organism: Teleopsis dalmanni
Lineage: Eukaryota; Metazoa; Arthropoda; Insecta; Diptera; Diopsidae
Product: protein ALP1-like
Exons: 3
Coding region: 1-729 (242 amino acids)
Source: RefSeq, a predicted model, not a curated record